This is a messenger RNA of Phragmites australis (common reed), 1573 nucleotides long. Its product is annotated as UV-B-induced protein At3g17800, chloroplastic-like. The transcript has 3 exons. The coding region runs from base 122 to 1297 and encodes 391 amino acids. NCBI's taxonomy places the organism in Eukaryota, Viridiplantae, Streptophyta, Magnoliopsida, Poales, Poaceae. The record is from RefSeq and is a predicted model, not a curated record.
GAGCCACUCGAGGUUCGACGCCGAGCCAGCCCCGCGCUGACUGCUCCCGACUCCCGACGUUAUCCAACUCUAUCUCUUCCCACCCGCCCACCACCUGCUCGCUCUACCCCCCUUUCCCAGCAUGGCCGCCCUCCGCCCGCGCGCCGCCACCUCCGGCGGCCUCCAUCCGGUCGCCGUCCGGCGAGGCGCCUGCCGGUCUUCGUCGUUCUGUUACUCCCCCUGCUGGCAACUGCAGGGGAAUAUAUUCAAUGGGAAAUCUAAAUGUGCAACUAAGAAGUUAUGGAGUACAGUAUCUGGUGCAAAGCCUGAUGAUUCUGAAUUUGAAAGUGUGGAUGCACCGCUUGAGCCCCAAACAUGGGAAGGGAGUUUCUUGUGCGGUUUAUUGAAGAAUGUACCACACAUUUUUCUGGUUGCUGCAGCGAAGCAACUGCAAGAACUGUCUAAUCAAAGAGAAGACUCCUUGAACCGCUGGGAACAUAGUAUUGGUUCUAAAGAGGACUGCCUUCAUAGGAGGAUUGCUGAAAUGAAGGAGCAAGAGUGUCAGAAUGCUAUUGAGGACAUCAUGUACAUGCUGAUUGUUUACAAGUUUUUCAAGAUUGAAGUUCCGAUGGUUCCAAAUCUGUCGAAACUCAUCAGCAACAGAAGAUUACAAUUAUGGCCACCAAGGGAGACAGAUCUUGAAUCCAUUCAUGGACCUGAGGUGCUAGAACUAAUUAGGGAACACUUGACCAGCAUUAUCAGAUGGGUGCACAGAAAUGGUCCCAAGAUCAAUCGCUCAACACUUCGUAUUAAAAGACUGCAAUUUGGUCAGAUAUAUUCCACUUCAAUAAUGUAUGGGUACUUUCUGAAAUCUGUCAGCAUCAGGCAUUGUUUGGAGCUGACUCUCACUCGCUCACAAGAAAUGCUACCUCCAAUUCAGUUUCUGAAUGCUCAGUUUACAAGUACCCAGAAACAAGAACAGCAAGAGGUCGUUGGAGGCUCUGGGGAAACAUCAUCUUCCUUGAAACCGAGUUCUGUUGCCAACCCGCAUGACUUGAAGGGUUACAUGAUGGGCUUUGAUCCAAAGACCUUGCAGCUUUGUGCGAAGCUGCGCUCUUCCGAAGCUUCUAAUCUCAUCGAGAAGCACAGCUGGGCUCUUUUUAGAGAGAACAUGGAACUUAACCGAGAGAAUGACGAAGUGGUGAUACUUGAUCCUUCAUCCCUAAAAAGACUAUUGCUUGAAGCCAUUGCCUUUGGUUCCUUCCUUUGGGAUGUUGAAGAUUAUGUGGACGAGAUUUACAAGUUGUCGGAUAGCUGAAGAAAUGCUGCAGAAAUUUUCCUACAGCCUUGUAGAUCUGAAGCUAGCUGAAAGAAGAGUUGCAGAUAACUUUCCUGAAGCCUUGUACAUAUGACUAGCUGUUCUAUACAUGUACAUCUUCAUCUCAAGAUCGCUUUAUUUUGCGGGUAUCGGUGCCCUACAAAUUACUACUAGUACAAAGUUUUUGAUGUCGCCCGUGAGUCAUGUUUGUUGCUCUAGGAGUUUUGUAGUACUACUGCAUUGGCAAAUGCAAUACAAGAACUGUUGCUACCUUCA